AUGUUUUGGGCAAGGGCCAAGGCCCUGGCCACCAAAAUCGCGCUCUGCGCUCCGGGAACGGGCAGCAGCGCGACGCAGUUCGAGAGCGAGCGGCGGCGGCGGCUUAGCACCAACCAUGAUGAGGCAGCGCUGGCGGCGGGAGAGAUGGCGGAGUUGGCGGCGGCGCUCGAGGAGAGCGCGAGGCUGGAGGAGGAAAGGCGGGCGCCCGACGAGCAAGCGUCGUCCUCUUUGGCUGCAGAGAGGCCGCUUUCGGUGGAGGAGGAGGAGCCGCCGGCCGACUUCGUCUGCCCAAUCACGACCGAGGUCAUGAGUGACCCGGUGAUGGCGGCGGACGGGCAGUCGUACGAGCGGACGGCGAUCGAGCGCUGGCUCGCGACCAAGUCGACGAGCCCGCUGACCGGCGAGGAGCUAGAGUUCACUCGGCUCUUCCCAAACCACACACUCCGCCGGGUGAUCCGACAGUGGCAGGAAACCGCUCGCAACUGA
Emiliania huxleyi CCMP1516 is the source of this 486-nucleotide messenger RNA. RefSeq lists its product as hypothetical. The record is from RefSeq and is a predicted model, not a curated record. NCBI's taxonomy places the organism in Eukaryota, Haptophyta, Isochrysidales, Noelaerhabdaceae. The transcript is spliced from 3 exons. Gene Ontology annotation, biological process: protein ubiquitination. Gene Ontology annotation, molecular function: ubiquitin-protein transferase activity. Bases 1 to 486 code for a protein of 161 amino acids.